AAUUUAUCUAUUAAUCCGAAUAACUGUAACAAAGCUGCAACAUUCGCGCGCUGCAGAUGACCCGCGAGCUGCGCUGCUACCGCAAUCUAACCGGCAACUUCUGCACGACCCUGCAAACAUAGGCAUUUUCCACCGAAUUCCCAAGCAUACCCCCCUCAUCCAAGAGUAUUCCAACAUUAACUCAUAUUUUGCUUGCAAGCACAGAUAGAUAGCUCGCUACGCAAUUGCGUGUGCAUAUCUAAGCAAACGAUAGCACCUUGUCGUGGCCGGAUCGACGUGUAGCUUUAAAGUAUUUGUGUUAAACCCGUGUCACUCGGUGGUUUGUUUUGAAUGUCAAAGGCUCAAGCUAGCUGUACGACUGAAUAUUGUUGAUAGCUGCCUGGCUUAGCAGGCUAGUUAGCAAGGCUAAAGAAAUUCAACCCAGAUGCAUGGAAAUUCUUGAAAAUGAGUUGUCAUGGAUGAUGAAGACGGCAGGUGCCUUCUAGAUGUAAUUUGUGACCCAGAAGCUCUCAAUGACUUUCUUCAUGGAUCUGAAACUCAUUUGGACACAGACGACCUUUUGGAUGGUUCGAGUGACCCUUCCAGCUCGUUCUUCUCUACCACUGGGGGCCAUGUUUCAGAGGUCCAGCCUGCAGUCCAGCUUUCGGCCAGUGAGCCGACCGGCCUGCCCAGGGUCAGUGUUGACCUGGACUUCUUGGAGGAUGAUGACAUCUUGGGAGGAUCUCCAGGUGGUGACGGUGGGAGCAAUGGCAUUGGGACAAAUCAUGAGCCCUGUGACAUCCUGCAGCAGAGCUUGGCAGAAGCCAAUAUCACAGAACAAAGCCUACAGGAGGCAGAGGCUGAGCUGGACCUGGGCUCCUUUGGAAUUCCAGGCCUUACGCAGGUGGUUCAGACACUGCCUGAUGCCAGCCUGUCUGGGGCUGGAGGCACUGCUGUUGGUGUAGGCAUAGGUGUUGGUGUGGGGGGAGCAGCAGCAAUUUUCCCAGGAUCAGCUCCAAGCAACACUGCUACUCCUCCCAAUGCCACAGCCGACAUGCUGGGAUCCGUGCUUGCUCAGCAGGGCCUACAGCUCCAACCCCAGGUCAUGAACAAGGCUAUCAGUGUCCAACCAUUUAUGCAGCCUGUGACGCUUCAACCCAUUUCGAGUCUCCAAGCUCUUCCUAACGGGAGUCAGUCUGGACAUCUGGGCAUCGGACAGAUUCAGGUUGUGGGUCAGCCUGCAGUCAUGACCAUCAACCAGUCUGGGCAGCAAAUCUUGGCUAAAGCAGUGGGUGGUUACCAGCUGCAUCAGUCUGGGCAAGAACUAUCAGGUGCAGGUUCUCAGACAGGGCUUGGAGGCUCAGGAGGUGGACUUCUGAUUCAAGGUAACAAAGCCACUUUGGGAUCUCCAGCUUUAAAUGGACCGGCUGUUUGUGUUAGCAGCACAAAUAGUAGCAGUGGCGGUACAAUGACUGCGCCUGCUGGGCUUGUGGGCUUUGGCAGCACCACACUAAGUUCAGGAAUAGGACCCCAGAUGCAAACCCAAGGCCAAAUCACACAGAACGUGAUCAUCCAGCGCACACCAACACCCAUUCAGCCUAAACCCCCCCAGGGGGGAGCGAUUCAACCGAAACUCUUCAAACAGCAACAACAGCAGCCACAGCCAGGACCUCAAGCCCUGCAGAAUGAUGCCCACAAGGCUCUAGGGCUGCAGCAACUUCCUGUUUCUGCUCCUCAGAAUGUAGCCUUUCUCACAGGAAAGCCAGGCUCCAACGUUGUCCUGAGUACCCAAGCCACAACACAAGGUCCUCAGUUUCAACCAACCUUAUUCAAGCCACAAGCACCACAACCACCUGGCAAGCCCGUCAGCCUACAUUUGUUAAACCAGUCGGGCAGCAUCGUUAUUCCCUCUCAGACAGUUCUACAAGGUCAAAACCACCAGUUUCUCCUGCCACAACUCCAGGCAGGUGGACAGAUUCUAACCCAACAUCCUGGGGGCCACAUCAUAACUAGCCAGGGUCCUGGUGGACAGAUCAUAGCAAACCAGAUUUUAACUGCAAAUCAAAACAUCAACUUGGGCCAGGUGUUGACUUCACAGGGCCACCCUGGGACCGCCCACAUCCUCUCUGGGCCCAUUCAGCUCCAGCCUGGCCAGAUGGGCACACCUACCCUCUUUCAGAUGCCUGUCUCGUUGGCUCAGACUCAAAGCCAGACACAGACUCACACGGUCUCGGGUCAUGCCCAGACAGUCAUACAGGGCAUGCCAAUCCAGAACUCCUUGACCAUGCUGAGUCAGGUGGAGGGCCUGAGCCCUGCAGUCAGCCUUCAGCCAUCUCUGCAACCUCAGCCAGGUGCUGUACCCAGCAGCAGCAGCACAGGAGCAGCAACGAUGGCUCAAGGCCAGCCUGAGUGUGUUACAGUGCUGGGUAGUUCCACGGAGCAAGCUGCUCAUCCCACUCAGCAGCAUGUGCCACAGUCCUCUAUCCUUGCCAUGCAGCCAGCUCCUACUGUCUCUGUAGCUACCACAGUAUCCUCCUCGUCUCCGUCCAUGUCUGUGUCCACCUCGUCCUCUGUAACAACGGUGGGGCUGGCUCCCCCUCAGGCUCAGCACAGUCCGGGGAGGUUACUGCUCACCAACCAGGGCCCUAGCAUGAUCCUCAGCCAGGAGUCACUGCAGAUGUUCCUGCAACAGGAACAGCAGCACCAAACAGAGAAUGAUCCGACCCCCUCUGUGGGUGUACCAGCGUCUGUAAUCGUCAGCAGCAACAGCGUCACUGGUUCGGUCCCUGCUGUCCUUGACAGCCAGUUAACUGACUCUUGGGUGGGUCAGAGCCAGAGCCCUCCCCCUGGCCCCUCCCACAUGGCAGCAGUGGUAACGCAGGUGCCCUCUGGACACCAGCAGCCGCUGAAGAUCCAGGGCCUGUCCCCCUCACCAGCCUUGACCGCCUUGGCCACAGCACCCCCAGUGGCAGACAGUCCCCAGCCUUCCCAGUCUCCUCUCACUCUCAGCCAGCAGAUUCAGUCGCCGCACAGUCAGCAGCAGUCGCGUCCUCCCUCGCAGCCUCAGCCGCAGUCUCAAACUCCCUCGCGUUCCUGCACACCCUCCUCUCACCAGUCACUUUUUAUUGUCCAUAACCCCAUAGCAGAAACCCCCCAGCCAGCCACACAAGUCCAACCGCAGCAGACGCAGCUUCAGCAGGCGCACAUCCAAGUUCAGCUUCAGCCGCAGACGGUCUCUCAGCCCGCCGCCUUCCAGCAAGACAUGCCCCCGUUGUCACAGUCACCCAAGCCUCCUCCUGCGCCUCCUGCACAGCACCAGUUCACUGCGCCUGCUGUCAACGCUUCUGCUGCCGCUGUAGUGAAAACUCAGGUUCCCAUCCAGAGCCUGACUGCGGAUCAACACCUGCAUUUAGUAGUAGCACAAAUUCAGACCCUGUCGAGCAUCAGCCAGCCCUCACCCCAACAGAAACAGCUGCUGGAGAAGCUGCACCAGGUCCAGCAGAAGAUCCUGCUGCAGACGAAGCAGCCUGGUCAGGCUCAAGCCGCCAGCCAGUUCAGCUCCCAGGACAUGGCAGUUGAUAAAGUGGUGAUUGCACCGUCAGCCACCACUGGUACACCUGCUCAGCUUCCCUCCGUGCUGCCGCCGACGUCUGUGCUAGUGAAAACUACCGCUACAGCAUCAAGUGACUUACAGGUUUUCUCAGGAGCCCAAGGGCCAGCUGGAGCUAUUGUAAAUCAGACUGUCACUCCUGUCAGCCUUACCCAGCCUGCACAGGUUCAGCCAAAGCCAGGAGUGAUCAGCCCAGUUGGAGGGAUGCCUAUGGGGAAGGCUGGCAUGCAGAUACAGGUGUUAGGACCUAGUCUGACUCAAAUGCCUGCUCCACAACCCCCAGCUCCAGUACAAACUCAGACAGCAACAAUGAAGAUGCCUUUCGGUGCUGAGCCCAGUAAAGAAGCCAGGUUGCUAGAACAGCUGAGGAAGCAGCAGGGUUCAGUGCUUCACCCCAACUACAGCGCUCCUUUCUACUCUUUUGAGGACACACUGCACAGACUGCUGCCUUACCAUCUCUACCAGGGAACUGCCAACUCUUCUCAAGACUAUCAAAGAGUGGAUGAUGAAUUUGAGACGGUCUCCUGUCAGCUGCUCAAAAGGACCCAGGCCAUGCUGGAUAAAUACCGAUACCUUCUAUUCGCAGAGUCCAAACAGAGACUUGGCCCCUCGGCAGAGAUGGUGAUGAUCGAUCGGAUGUUCAUUCAGGAAGAGAAGAUCGCGCUGAGUCAGGACAGAGUUUUUGCCAAGGAGAGACCAGAGGAGUUUGUGGCAAAUGUGCGCAUGUUGGAGAGUGUAGUCUCAUCCCAAGAGAAAUCCUCUCCUGCUGAGCCCACUGCAGCGAGUGGAGGCGCAGCUGCUGCUGCUGCUGCUGCUGCUGCUGCUGCUGCUGCUGCUGCUCCACCUCCGGCACCUGCUGCUCCAGCCCCAGCCCCUCUGCCACACGUCACUCCCACCCCUCCUCCUGCUCCAGCUCCAGCUCCAGCUCCUGCUCCAUUAGCGGCUCCAGCUCCUGUACAAGCUCCGGCUCCAGUCCCGGCUCCUCCUCCAGCCACUGCUCCCGUCAACGCUUUCCCCUCUACCAAACUGGUCAUAAAACAGGGUGGAGGGGGUGCGUCUGUGUCCUGGUCCACCAGCUGUCCUCCACCUCCACCGACUGUAGGGAAGCAUGUGGCUGAACCCACUACCCAGAGCUCGUCGUACAGUCGCACUCCAGUGGCUUCUUCCUCUUUCUCUUCCUCCUCCUUUAACUCUCAAGCGGCCGAUGACGACGACGCUCUCCUGCAGAGAACCAGCAAACCACCCAUCAAGACCUACGAGGCUCGAAGGAGAAUUGGUUUAAAGCUGAAGAUCAAACAGGAUCAAACCGGGUUCAGCAAGGUGGUCCACAACACUGCCUUAGACCCAGUGCACACGCCUCAACCUCAGCAGAGCAGCCAGUCUGCGUCCCGGCCUCCUAUUCUGCCUCAGUCGGACGCUGCUGUACCACAUCCAAAGUCCCAGCCUUUGUCCGCUCCCUCUGCUACCGUCAUCAGAACUCAGUCCCCGGUGUGCACUGCUUCUUCUGCCACAUCAGUCACUACAGCCCCAUUGUCCUCUACCUCUUCCUCUCAUACUUGGUCCUCAUCCACCUCCUCAACGCAAAUGAAUGGAACGUGGGAUCACCAUGACGUAAGUGGGGUCAAACACAACCCCGCUUCCACUGCCACCCCGUCACAGACAACCUGCCGCCUCCCGCUCCGAAAAACCUAUCGCGAAAACGUCAGUCCCCGGGUCCGACCCGGUGUCCCGGGCGGGGGAGACGAGAGUUUGUCCUACUCCCGCCCCACGCCUUCCCCCCCGAGGCACGAGGCCUCAUCUCCCCCCUCUGAGCGGACAGUGAUAGCCAGUGUGAAGGUGGAGAAAAGAGGCAGGGAGGACCCGCACACUCACUCAAGCCACGAAACGGCCCGUUUAGGGAGUGCAAUGCAGGGGCUGGAUGACGUAGAUGAGGUGUUUAACCGUGGAAUCAAGACCACGCAACACCAUCAUCUCCCACAGCUCCUAGACAGGGAGGGGGCAAAGGAGAGAGGGGAGGAACGCCACGAUCAAGAGACAGAUGUAAGUAAAUACAAAAGGGCAGGUGGACAAAACCGACAUAGGGUAGGAGGGACAUUCAGAAUGGACCAACAUGCCCCUGGGCCUCCUUCUCCAGAGUCCUCCUUCACGCGAGACUCUUUGCUUCCUGCCAAACGCUGCAAGUCAGAUUCCCCUGACAUGGACAAUGCCAGUUUCUCCAGUGGCAGCCCACCCGACGACUCCCUGAACGAGCACCUGCAGUGCGCCAUAGACAGCAUCCUCAACCUGCAGCAGGAGCCCUCUGCCCGCGGGCACCACAUUAAAGGGAGCAACAGCCGGACUCACCAACACCAAAGCCAGCGCCCGGGGGGCUCCGCAGGCUCGUCCCACAGACCCUCAGUCCCUCCCCCCUCCUCCGCGUCCUCGUCCUCGUCCUUGGCCCAGCACCCUCAGGUCGGCGGCCGGGGCCACAACGGCAGCCUGGUGCCCCAGACUCAGAACAGAUAACAGCCCCUCAGCCCCGGGCUGAACUGAGAGACAGACUUGGAGUUUGGGGAGAGGGGCACUGUGAAAACACAUCACUGUACUACUCUGCCAAGCUGUGUUGGCUUUGUUUGUCCAUUUGAAUUGUCCAGACAUUUCUCAUUUACAGCCUGAGGUAGAUCCGCGGUGAAACAGUGAGACUGGUCGAAGGUAAAAGCCGUCUCUGUGAAUCAGCGACUUGACGAUGCCUGGCAUUUUGUACUUGUUUUGUCAGCCAAGCUUCAGUAAGAGAUGAAAAGGUCAGCGGUUGCUUUUUCAAAGUCUUUCUCUCUUUUUUUUUUUGGCUUGUCGUUCAGUAUUCAAACAUUCCUUCAAUGUGACCUGAGCAUCAGCAGUUCAUCUCCUGGUUCAAACCGUGUGCCUCAUUUGAACCACGGCCCACUUGGCAGCGAGAAUCCAUCCUGGUUCAAAACAUGGAAGGUGUCUUCUUUUUAAAAAACACAUUUUAUCCUAAUCACACCGAUAAAAACAGUUCACUGCGGUUCACCUGUUUGAGGAAGCAUUUCUCUAGUCGGGAGAUUAACUCUGGCCGCCUGUCUUCAAUUGGCAAAAUCUAACAGUACAAAAAAUAUUUUAACGUUAAACAAAUAAUGAAAAGCAACUUUUUGACGCUCUCUUGGACACUGUCAUGUUAAAAUGUUUGAAGGAAGUAACUUUUUCUCCUAACGGCACAUGGAUUUGCAGGUUGAUGUAUUGAGGCCACACCUGUUCACAUCUGCCCCGCUGCUGCUCAUGACGCCUGGUUCAGACUUUACGGGUCUCAGCCAGCAGGGGGCAGGCCGGUUUUUACUGUUUACCUGAUUUCUGUGUUCUCAGCCUGUUUUGUCGUUCAGACUCCGUAUUUUUGCUUCCCGUGUGUGUUUCUCUGUCAUUUUUAAGCUUGGUGGACAAUUCAAACACAAACACAGCACAAGCAUUGAAAUGGAAAAAAGGAACAAUAAUAAUGUACAAAAAGACCGUAAGAGAAUUUGAAGUAUAGUAUUACAGAUUAAUUUUGUAUUGUAUUUAUUGUGUAUAAUGACACUUUUUAAAAAGAAAUGUACAUUUAGUAAAACUGUAAAUUAAACCUGGCUUCUUUUAUGAAACAUU
Betta splendens (Siamese fighting fish) is the source of this 7219-nucleotide messenger RNA. It is a transcript of the gene bicra, whose product is annotated as BRD4 interacting chromatin remodeling complex associated protein. Gene Ontology annotation, biological process: positive regulation of DNA-templated transcription. NCBI's taxonomy places the organism in Eukaryota, Metazoa, Chordata, Actinopteri, Anabantiformes, Osphronemidae. Gene Ontology annotation, cellular component: SWI/SNF complex. The record is from RefSeq and is a predicted model, not a curated record. The coding region runs from base 455 to 6094 and encodes 1879 amino acids. The transcript is spliced from 15 exons.